GAAAUCCCGCACGGCAGCCGCUUCCUUCCAGCGCUCCUUGAAAACGCGUCGCUCAGCAGCUGAGCUCAGAGCACCCCGAAGGCAGCGGGAGGAGCAGAAGUGCAGCACUGCAGCCUGCCUUCACCCUCAGGUUUCACAUUGGGCACAGAGAUGGCGUUUGUUCCGGACCUGGACGUGCUGGAGAGCAGCAGCCUCAGCGAGGAGACUUUCUACAGCCCCUCCUGCCUCUGCCUUCAGAAGGUACGGAUGGCAGAGUGCAGUGGCACUGUGGCACGGUGCCCUCGCAGCACAGGGUGCUCAGCCGCAGCCCUCUGCCUGCAGAAGCCUCGCCUGGAUUCUGAGCACACGGCUGUGGGUGUGCAGGUGUCAGUGAGGAAGGGACGCCGGAGCUUCCGGCAGGCUGCCGUGCUGGUGGUGGCCAUGACCAAACUGCUGCGGAGGCCGAAGUGCAGGGACUUUGCUGACAGCGACUUGAGCAUGCUCCUGGAGGAGGUUUUUGAGCCCGUCACCUUCCAGCAGCUGCAGAGCAGCUACGCCGGGGCGCCCGCCUUCCGCUACACCCGCUCGCAGUCCUUUGACAUCUUCGACAUCAACCAGAAGUGCUUCGUGCUGGAGUCGCCCACACAGCUGGUGGCCCUGCACCUCCAGGGGCCCUCCUCCAGCCAGAAAGUGAGGCUCAACAUUGCGCUGUAUCGGCCCCGAGGCCCACGGGGCAGCGCUGGAGCUGGGCAGACACCAGUGGCACUGGGCAUCAAGGGCUACAAGCUCUACAUGUCGUGCGUGCUGAGCGGCGCCGAGCCCACGCUGCAGCUGGAGGUGAGCAUCCCACGUCCCCAUCCCAUCCCCACUUCCCCACCCAGCGGCCCCUGCUCCCCGCUGAGCCUCUCUGGAUCUGCAUUGCAGGAAGCCGACGUCACACGGGACAUCGACAGCGCCGAGCUGACCCGCUUCAUCUUCUACCGCCUGGACAGCCCGACCGAGGGCACCACGCGCUUCGAGUCGGCCGCCUUCCCUGGUUGGUUCAUCUGCACCUCCCUGCAGCCCCGGCAGCCCGUGGGCAUCACCAACCAACCCGACCAGGUCAACGUUGCCACCUACAAGCUGAGCGGGCGCUGACUGCCCGCCCCAACCCAAACCGGCCCGUUGCUGGUUUCCAUGCUGUAUGUACCGAGUACAAGCCCUGCUGCCCCGCCACGCUGUUCCACGUGGAAUAGCCGCUCUGGGCCCCGUGGGCCCGAGUCACACGUCGUUUAUGUUUCAUUACCAUCCUGUUGCUUUUAACUUAUAUUUUUUACCGUAAUUAUGAUGGGUUUUGUUCCACCCCCCUUCUUGGGGUGGAGGUAUUUAUUGUGAGAUUGGAGAAAUAAAAGCUUCCCUGUGGA
This is a messenger RNA of Centrocercus urophasianus (Greater sage-grouse), 1382 nucleotides long. Its product is annotated as interleukin-1 receptor antagonist protein-like. The record is from RefSeq and is a predicted model, not a curated record. Gene Ontology annotation, biological process: positive regulation of gene expression; cytokine-mediated signaling pathway; cellular response to lipopolysaccharide. NCBI's taxonomy places the organism in Eukaryota, Metazoa, Chordata, Aves, Galliformes, Phasianidae. Gene Ontology annotation, molecular function: cytokine activity. The transcript is spliced from 4 exons. The coding region runs from base 151 to 1116 and encodes 321 amino acids.